Messenger RNA from Eimeria tenella, 840 nucleotides. RefSeq lists its product as uncharacterized. Bases 1 to 840 code for a protein of 279 amino acids. NCBI's taxonomy places the organism in Eukaryota, Apicomplexa, Conoidasida, Eucoccidiorida, Eimeriidae. The transcript has a single exon. The record is from RefSeq and is a predicted model, not a curated record.
AUGCAACCUGCCCUGUCCUCCGCUAGUCACCUCCUCCGCUGCAUCGCACUACUUUCCGACACGCGCGGCCCACCUCUCCCCUGCAUGCCACCUCCCAUGCGCUUCCUCCUCUUCACCUCCAAAACGGCGCUCCCUCCUCUCCGAACCCCCUCCCUCAGCCACAGCGACCGGCUCCAACUGCAGCCCACCCACGAACCAAAGUGUCGUCGUCGCACCAAAAACGAGCAGCGGAAUGCACCGAACACAACCACGUCCUUCUCCUCGUGCUGCAAGCUUCCAUUCACGACCGGCCAAAUCACCACACACAACCCACCUCGGUUUGGAGGAGGCAUCAGCAUGAGCAGUUGCGGCGGGGACAAAAUGCGCAGCAGUUGGUGCACCCAUCUGCCACGUCGAGGGGCUGUUCCGGGAAUUCAACGCAAGACCUCUCGCACCCUAAGCGAGAAUCAUACCACUAGACUAAACAGCCGACGAAUCCCGCAGGUGACCUUCCACAGCGCACCCCCACGCAACCUGCCCUGUCCUCCGCUAGUCACCUCCUCCGCUGCAUCGCACUAUUUUCCGACACGCGCGGCCCGCCUCUCCCCUGCAAGCCACCUCCCAUGCGCUUCCUCCUCUUCACCUCCAAAACGGCGCUCCCGCCUCUCCGAACCCCCUCCCUCAGCCACAGCGACCGCCUCCCCAGCCGCUCCAACUGCAGCCCACCCACGAACCAAAGUGUCGUCGCCGCACCAAAAACGAGCAGCGGAAUGCACCAAACACAACCACGCCCUUCUCCUCUUCUUGCAAGCUUCCAUUCAUGACCGGCCAAACCACCACACACAACCCACCUCGGUUUAG